This is a messenger RNA of Plasmodium inui San Antonio 1, 951 nucleotides long. RefSeq lists its product as hypothetical. The record is from RefSeq and is a predicted model, not a curated record. NCBI's taxonomy places the organism in Eukaryota, Apicomplexa, Aconoidasida, Haemosporida, Plasmodiidae. The coding region runs from base 1 to 951 and encodes 316 amino acids. The transcript has a single exon. Gene Ontology annotation, biological process: spliceosomal snRNP assembly.
AUGGACAGCAAAGACGCACUCCUGCAAAGCGAGGCUUUUUCCCUGGAGGAAAUCUUCGAGUGCGACAUAACGAACGAGGAAAACAAAUCCAUAGUCGACUAUUUGAGACAAAUGCAAAAUGAGAGGGACCAACUUCCAAGUACAGUCAGCGUGAGGAGCAUAAAAGGGGCAGAACAGCAAAGUGGAAACAAUGACGGGAAAUACAGUUCAAAGCAUCAAAUAUUUGUACUACUAGACAAAUACAAGGAGACUAAUUUGACGAAGUAUGACGGUUCCAGUUGGAAGGAGGAAGUUGUGCAUCAUGUGAGAAGUGUGAGGAAAUAUAUCCACAGAAAAUACAACAGGAGAAUAAUCGAUGGGUUGAAGUACCAUAGUGCUAAGUGUGCUGUAUUGUCGAAACUUAAAAGAAGAGAAAACUUGAUUUCAAUCUUUUCCUCAUCGCCGCUGUGCAUUCAUCUGUAUCUCUAUGGUAUUAACUACAAACAGGUGGUUCACUACCUGCAUGUGAUAGCUAGCCAUUUGGUUGAUCGGCAGGAGGGGCACUCGUGGAUGAUGUACGUCUGGAUUAUUUAUUUGCUCAUUCUGCUCGACUCGCUGCAGGCCCUGGACUCGAGCGUCUCCUCGGAUUUGCAGGCGAUCAAGCGGGCUUGCGCGGAGAGGGGGCAAAAGCACAGCGAUGUGGAGAAGCAAAACGAUGUAGAGAGGAACCGCGAUGUGGAGAAGAACAGCGAUGUAGAGAGGAACCGCAAUGUGGAGAAGAACAGCGAUGUAGAGAGGAACCGCGAUGUGGGGAAGCACAACGCCGCGCACCCAAGCGAGCUAACCUUCCUGACCCAUUUUUAUUGCAACUCACCAAGUGGAGUAAGCAGCACGGCGUAUUCGUCCCACUGUCCCCAAUCCAUUUAUUACGUAAUUUACUACCUCAUCACGGACAUAUUUAAUCAGAAAUGA